ACUAACACACACUAGCCUAUCAUUCUUACAACGACGAGUAAACCGUAACAAUGUGUGAAAUUGACAUUAAAACGUAGGAAAAUAGUCCACUUUCAGCGCUACACGCUUAACAAUGGUGACCGUGUUGAGAUUGCGGAUUGGAGUACUUCUCCUUAGUUUUGCCAUUGUCGUUUACGUUUCGCUUGGGGCUUUUCAAACAGACGUGACACAUGGAAUUCACGACGCGUUCAUUCGAAAUCAUUCCCAGUUUUAUGUCCAGCCACUGAAUACGUACGUCAAUUCAACAAAUAUUAUACGUUCCGUGCAGAACGAACAAAUGUGGCUGUCUGAUCAAAAUUUUACAGUCAUUCAACGUGAAUUUUACUUAUAUCUAGCAAGUCGAUUGCGUGACACGCCCUAUCCUGGGGUGGAAAACUUUACACGUUACGUUAUCGCUCAGUCAGGGCUGAAACCUUUGACUGGUGUUAAAAAAUUACGACCGGAUUUCGGUCCAGUGCUGAACGACGUAACGUUUUACCGGUAUCCGAUCGCAAUUCAGUCCUGUCAAAGCAGAAUUUUUAGUAAUAAUGCCACUACUCUCUUCGUGGCAAUCAUUUCCGCGCCUAGUUACUUCCACAAACGCAAAAUAAUCCGCCAGACGUGGCUGCGUGAUUUGAAAAUGCGGUCGGAUCUCGGAUCGGUGAACCUUGUUGGAUACGCGUUUGUUGUCGGUUUGCCAGAAAACGAAGAAAUCCAAAAACAAAUCGAGGAAGAGAAUGAAACAUACCGUGACAUCCUCCAGAUUGAAAUGAUUGACCACUAUUAUAACCUUACAGUUAAAGUAGUCGGGCUACUGAACUGGAUGAAUGAUUACUGUUCACAGGUAGAUUUCGUCUUAAAAAUCGAUGACGACGUCUACGUCAACACCAAGAAUUUUCUAACGGUAAUCAGAAGCCUCAAUGCUUCAGAGCAAAGCAAUUACGGUUCCAUCGUGGACAGUCCACCAUUAAGAGGUACAUUAGUAAAAGGGAAAUGGUACAUCAGCUGGGAUGACUGGCCUUGGUCCAACUAUCCGAUGUAUUUCAGUGGAGCAGCUGUCAUUUUACCUGGUUGUACCAUAGCUCCUUUAUUGGCGGCUGCACAAACAAUUCCAUACCUCCCCUUUGAUGAUACUUUCCUCACAGGAUUAUGCACUAGCAAAGCUGGGAUCAAAGUACGCGACUCCUACUGGCUGUUUGUUGCGUGGGUAGAAGAUGUACCGAAUCCAUGCGAUGUGUACACCACUGUUACCUGGCUGACGGUGUCUGUUGAGCAUCUCAACAGAUCUCAUUGGGCCACAAAGGAUUUUUAUGAGAACUUGACCCAGUGCAUCUUAGAAGAGUCGGAUGGUACCAAUAGGACUGCUGAUCCGAUGGAGGAUCUCGUCUUUUCUUUUUCAGUCUGAACUACAGGUGUUUCGAUGAAAGCUUUUGUAAAAAUCUGAAUUGAUCACUGCUCGUUGCAUAAUAAAACGGUAAGCAGGGAGA
Daphnia magna is the source of this 1505-nucleotide messenger RNA. Its product is annotated as lactosylceramide 1,3-N-acetyl-beta-D-glucosaminyltransferase. Bases 113 to 1423 code for a protein of 436 amino acids. The record is from RefSeq and is a predicted model, not a curated record. Gene Ontology annotation, molecular function: hexosyltransferase activity. Lineage: Eukaryota; Metazoa; Arthropoda; Branchiopoda; Diplostraca; Daphniidae. Gene Ontology annotation, cellular component: membrane. The transcript is spliced from 3 exons.